This is a messenger RNA of Arachis ipaensis, 1253 nucleotides long. Its product is annotated as accelerated cell death 11. The record is from RefSeq and is a predicted model, not a curated record. Gene Ontology annotation, biological process: ceramide transport; intermembrane lipid transfer; L-histidine biosynthetic process. Gene Ontology annotation, molecular function: ceramide 1-phosphate binding; metal ion binding; ceramide 1-phosphate transfer activity. Gene Ontology annotation, cellular component: chloroplast stroma; membrane; cytoplasm. NCBI's taxonomy places the organism in Eukaryota, Viridiplantae, Streptophyta, Magnoliopsida, Fabales, Fabaceae.
CGUGUGAUUCUCAGAACCCAGAGUCACAUGAAACGAAGGCUCGGACUAACUUUCUCAGCCGCAAACCCAAACUCACAGAGAGUGGUGUUCCACCAAACCCAAACCCAAGCUAUCACUGAUGAUGAUGAUGAAGAUAUACAUACACACUGCGAUUUCAGCUUCCACCAACUGGAAUUGCUCUUUGAUUCGACCACACCGUAACAACACCCUUAGACCGUUCAAUUUUGCUCCCUCUUCUUCACUCUCUACGGAUACUUUUUCAAGUAACCGCAUAACUUGCUCCUCCAAUUCCCAUUCCAUCAAGACCUAUCGCUUGUCGCAGCUCACAAACGAUGAGGUUCUCGGACUCAAGACCCGGCCCCGCAUCGAUUUCUCCUCCAUUUUCAGCAUGGUUAACCCCAUUGUUCAUGAUGUUCAGAGAAGAGGGGAUGCUGCAGUUAAAGAAUAUACUUCAAGGUUUGACAAAGUUGAAUUGGAUAGAUUGGUUGAAGUUGUGCCUGAGCUCCCAGACCCUGUGCUUGAUCCUCAUAUUAAGGAAGCUUUUGAUGUUGCCUAUGGCAAUAUAUAUGCGUUUCAUGCUGCUCAGAAGUCACCUGAGAGAAGCGUUGAGAACAUGAAAGUUGAAAAGAUCUUUGGCCCUGGAAACCAAUAUGUCACAGCUGCAAAAAUGAUACUUCAAAACAGUGAGGCCAUGGUUUCAAUUGACAUGCCAGCUGGUCCAUCUGAAGUUUUGGUCAUUGCAGAUAAGCAUGCAAUCCCUUCUCAUGUUGCUGCUGAUUUGCUUUCCCAGGCUGAGCAUGGACCUGAUAGUCAGGUUGUUCUUGUGACAGCUGGAGAUGGUGUGGAUCUGAACUCAAUACAAGAGGAACUCAGCAAGCAGUGCAACAGUCUUCCAAGAGGAGAGUUUGCCUCUAAAGCUCUUAGCCACAGUUUUAUCGUGCAUGCACGUGACAUGCUUGAGGUACCUGCUGCGACUACACACAGACGGGGAGUUAAACGAAGAUCCACAAAACUUUCACGAAAAUGCAGACCUUCCCCAUGAAUAAAAGGAGAUGGAGAUGGUGAUAGAGGGUAGAUAAGAAUACACCAUAGUAAAGUGAAAGAGUGGAGAGGGUCCAUCUACUUGGUUUCCACAUGGCAGAAGUUGGUGAAAGAAAGAAACUGUCACAUGGCCCCCUCUCGUGCUUCUUCUGUGGACAUGGAAUUACAAAAGAAGAACCGGUGCAAUCAGCAGUAUCCGAUGAGGACGGAAU